CAUUUUCCACCCCGCGUACCCCUCUAUAAGAAAUUUUUUCGACCGCACCACCAUUUUCGAUGUAUGCGGUGUUGCGUGAUUGCCUGCGAGUUCGAGCGUGUGUGUUUGUUGUGUUGUAGAAAAGAUUGUUGAAACCUAUAAAGAGCGAAUUCUCUUACUCGAGUAGCGCGAAUCUUCUGCAUAAUUUCCGUAUAUUGUGGACUCAGAGAUAAAUAUGUCGUCGUACAUUCAGGUCGCUGAGGACGAGGGAGAAGAGCCCAUUGAACUGCCCACUGAGGAUGAUAGUACACUCUUGUUGACGACUCUUGCGGCCCAAUUCCCCGGAACUUGUGGCCUCAAAUAUCGUAAUCCUGAAUCCAGGACGAUGCGCGGCGUCCGCCUCGUUGAUGGUCGUCUUCAUCCUCCUGAAAAUGGUUGGGGCAAGGCGGUCUAUUUCUGCGUCUUCCCAAAAGAAAAUAAACGUAAGUCUGACGAUAAUUUGGAAAAUUCGACAGCAAAGACUAAAAGAAUGGAAACAAAAUUACGAUGCACUGACCUAAUUGUGCUUGGUUUGCCUUGGAAAACAACUGAGCAAAAUUUACGAGAAUAUUUUGAAACCUUUGGAGAGGUUUUAAUGGCACAGGUGAAAAAAGAUGCAAAAUCGGGUCAAAGUAAGGGAUUCGGUUUCAUCAGAUUUGGUAGUUACGAAUCUCAAUUGAGAUGUUUAGCACAACGGCACAUGAUCGAUGGUAGAUGGUGUGAUGUUAAAGUUCCUAACAGCAAGGAGGGAAUGAUUCAACAAGUGCCCUGCAAGGUAUUCGUGGGACGCUGUACCGAAGAUCUAACUGCUGACGAUCUACGUGACUAUUUCUCAAAAUUCGGUGAAGUCACGGACGUUUUCAUUCCGAAACCGUUUCGUGCAUUUUCAUUUGUGACGUUCCUUGAUCCCGAGGUGGCUCAAUCGCUCUGCGGCGAGGAUCAUAUUAUAAAAGGUGUCUCCGUUCAUGUCUCCAAUGCUGCGCCAAAAUCCGAGGGUAACAAUCGUAAUUUCAAUAAUCAAAUGAAUUCAAAUAUGCGAAGUCGCGGUAUGCCAGGUGGACCAAUUGAUAAUAAUAUCCAAGGGAAUUAUCAAGGGAAUCGUUAUAUUGGUCAUUCGGGCAAUAAUAUGGGACCCAAUGGCUGGAAUAAUCCGGGCAAUCGUGGUAAUCUCGAUAUGCCAAAUCUUCAGGCAUUGGGCAUUACUGGACAGAAUAAUGGCGGUGGUGGUGGCGGUGGAAUGUCAAAUCAAUUGGCAAUGAGCGGUUUAAAUCUUUCCACAUUACCAGUGAAUCCAGCAUUGGUUGCCGCUGCAUUGAAUCACGCAUCAUGGGGUUUAAUUGGCAAUUUACAAAAUCAGGGCAACGAUCAGGGCUAUUCGAAUCAGCCGGGACCACCGGGACAGCCACCAUCGGGAAAUAAUAGUCUUGGGAAUAGUGGCAAUUCAGGUUUUCUCAAUUGGAUGAAUCAAGGCGGUGGCGAUGGUAAUUCCGGUAAUCCAGGUUCCGCUGGUCCUGGACCAAAUAAUCAAAAUCCAUCGCAAGGCGCUUGGCAAAAUCACCCCGUUCAGCGAGACGGCAAGUCGAAUACAUUUCUUAAGUACGAGUAAAUUCCGUCGGGACUCUGAGUCUACUCGUAAAAGGCGGGCACGGUCCCUGAGUCCCGAAACUUUAGCAUUGGAUUAUUGCAGAGGUCAGGAGAAUCAUUUUAAAUAUAAAAAACAAAUUGGCCGAACUCUCAAGACUUUGGUAGAUGGGAAGACUGCGAAUGUCAAGACCAAAGCUGUGUCCUAGAAUUUCAAACAUUUAUUUUCAAUUAUUUUUUUUUUUUCCUCUUCCUCAUCAUGAUUGAGAGUUUGAGAAUGAAUAAAUUGAUGAUUGAUUAUUUGAUUAAAAAAAUUCUUGUGAAAGAAAAAAAGAAAAGAAAUAAUUAUAGUCUGAUGAAUGUUUUAUAUCAGAUUUUCCAACGUUUUUGAAUAAUAAUAAUAUUAAUAAUAUUCUCGGAUGAUAAUGAUGAUGAUAAGAAUGAGAUGAUUCUGAUCUAUGCAAAAAUUUCAAGGCGAGAAAGUUAAAAUAAGACGAAAAUUUUUUUUUUUUGUCUUAUUUGAAUUGACAUUUUUGUUGACAUGAUUCUUUAGAGUGGUAGUAUAAAUAUAUAUAUAUGAAUAGACAGGAUAGCUGCGAUUGGAGAGUUUUGAGAAAAAAAUGAAAAUUUUUUUCAAGAAUGAUUAUGUCGAUGAGAGUGAUUCGGCAAAUGGAGUGUAUUUUUUUUGUUGAUAAUGCAGCAAUUGGGAGAAUGAUUUAUACGCUAGAGAAAUAGCGUUUAGAAUGGUUUGCAACCCGGGUGUAGAUAUUUUUAUUUUUCCUCUACUUUUUUUUUAAUUUCAUUUAAUUUCGAAGCUCAAUAUAAAGAUUAUUUCGAUACAAACGGCGUUCAUUACAAUUGAUGACUAGAAAAAGAAAUUAAACAAAAAAAAAUUUGUUUUCAGCUUUUUUUCUAAAAGAGCUUCAAUUUUAAGUUUUUUUCUGUGAGAUUUACCGAGUCAUCAAUUGUUCAGAUCGCUUUUUGUCUUGGUCUUAAUUUUGCUUUUUUUUGUCUUGCAAUCAUGUCCAUUAAACAAAUUGAAAAUUAUCAGGUACUUAAAUUGCGACUUUUUAUUUCAAUCUCUCUUUUUUGUAAUUGCUAUAUAGAUGAUUUUAAAUUGUGUUCUCGAAAAAUGUAUAUUUCAAGAUUAGGUAAAAAUUGUGUCGCAAAAGAGAGAGAGAGAGAGAAUUUUUAAUACUUUUCAUUUCAUCGAUUUUUUGUACGUCAAUUUCGUUAUUUUGUAUAAAGUAAUUAAUUUUGUAAAAUUCUUACUAAACUUUUUUUUUGUAAAUUUUGUAAAUUUUUGUUAAUAUUUUUACAAAAAAACGAAUUGAAA
This is a messenger RNA of Leptopilina heterotoma, 2935 nucleotides long. RefSeq names its product TAR DNA-binding protein 43 (gene TBPH). The record is from RefSeq and is a predicted model, not a curated record. The transcript has 4 exons. Gene Ontology annotation, biological process: regulation of gene expression. Gene Ontology annotation, cellular component: nucleoplasm. Bases 215 to 1624 code for a protein of 469 amino acids. NCBI's taxonomy places the organism in Eukaryota, Metazoa, Arthropoda, Insecta, Hymenoptera, Figitidae. Gene Ontology annotation, molecular function: RNA binding.